AUGGAUGCACGUAUCGAUCACACACCCCUAUCGGCCCGGGAACAGGGCGGAAAGGCUUGUACAAACUGCGCCCGAGUCAAAUGCAAAUGCAUCGUGCGCGCAGAUGGCCACGGCUGCGAGAGAUGCCACCGCUUGAACAAGCCUUGUGUGCCCUCGUCGCCAGCAAGAAAGCGCGGCCCCAAGCGCAACACCGCAUCGCGCUCGGCCCGGCUGGAGAAGAAGCUCGAUGAUCUCGUUUCCUUCUUGCAGAGCGGCAAGGCCCUAUCUGGCUCCAGUGCAGCUGCAAAAGGCACCCUAGAGUCUGAAGACGAUGAGGUCCAGGAUGACGCAGACACGUCUCCGACCCUGACGGAGAACACUCGUGUUGGUCCUCUAUCUGCCAAUCUCAACAACGUUUACGCCGAUGAGCCCAAUCCCGAGGAAGCAGAGAGCUGCCUACACACCUUUCGCGAGGAGAUGAUGCCCAUACUUCCAUACAUUUACAUCGAGCCCGACCAGUCAGCUGCGGAACUCCGCCAGAGGUAUCCUUUCCUCUGGUUGAACAUCAUGAGCGUGGCCUCCCAGUCUCCAAGGAUACGAAACUCUCUGGCAAGCCAGGCGAGAGGGAUUAUUUUUGAGAAGAUCGUCAGCGACGGCGUGCGCUCUGUUGACAUGCUCCUUGGGGUCCUUACAUAUCUCUGUUGGGUUCAUCUGUUUCCCAUGGAUAAAUACUUUGCCUCGAUGACCUCUCAGAUCGCAAUAUCCUUAAUCUUUGAUCUAGGCCUGCAGGCGCCGCCUCCCGAGCAUCCCCAUAAGGUCGGACAGCACAUAAAGGCAAAGGGGUUUGGACCCUGUCAGGUCAUUCGUAAAGAGCGAACUGAUGAAGAUCGACGAGCCGUCCUGGGUGCCUUCGUGAUCACCUCAAUGACUUCCCACUCAUUCAGGUCAGCCGAUGGCCUUCGGUGGUCGCCUUACCUCGAUGAGUGUCUGAACUACCUUGCUCGUACCAGCACUGUGCCUCAAGACCAGGACCUCAUUGCGCAAGUCAGAACACAGUUAAUGAUCAAUCAAGUCCGCUAUUCUCACUCGAGCACCAGCGGUGUAGAGGUGCCGAAAGCCUACGUCGAUGCACUCCAGACGCAGCUGGAUAAGAUGCUAUCGACUGGCAAUGGAGCAGGCAACGUAUCUCAGGAGAAUCCUGCCAUGCUUCGACUGUACCAUUUCGCCGUUCUUAUGAUCCACGAGCCCAUCCUCCUUAAGCCGGCGUCGUCAAGCAACGACCCAGAUCUGGGACGGUUCCACGUCUACCAGCGAUGCACCGACUCCAUCAAAUCUUGGCUCGAGAUGUUCUUUUCGGUACCACGGGACCACUUACCCUACCUUCCCUGCAGCAACUAUUGCCAGCUUUACUACGCAAUGGGGUUCCUCUACAGGAUCUCCACCCUCAAGGUGCCAGGCUGGGACCCGGCCACAAGCAAGAAGAUGGUGGAUCUGAUGCCCACCCUGGAUAAGGUCAUCGACAACUUCGAGCGGGCCAAGGAGGAGGCCGCGCUUCGCUCGCCGGAGAGUGGCACGCACGAGAUAUUCUGGUUCGGGAUACAAAAGUUCUUGGCCCUCAAGACGGUGUGGCAGUGCGAGAUGGCUCAGCAGCCGCCCGGGGGAGAGGACGGACCGGCUCUGCCGGCGGCGGAUAUGGCCAUGAGUGCGGCGGAAGGGAACUCCCCGCUUUUCUCGAUGGAUCCGACCUUGCUCCCGUUGGACUCUGCUUUGUUCCCGAUGAUGCCUAGCUUUUUUGACGAUCUAAGUUGGCAGUAA
Molecule: messenger RNA, 1794 nt
Organism: Thyridium curvatum
Lineage: Eukaryota; Fungi; Ascomycota; Sordariomycetes; Thyridiales; Thyridiaceae
Exons: 6
Coding region: 1-1794 (597 amino acids)
Biological process (GO): regulation of DNA-templated transcription
Cellular component (GO): nucleus
Molecular function (GO): transcription cis-regulatory region binding; DNA-binding transcription factor activity, RNA polymerase II-specific; zinc ion binding
Source: RefSeq, a predicted model, not a curated record